Messenger RNA from Oryza brachyantha (malo sina), 1502 nucleotides. Its product is annotated as bidirectional sugar transporter SWEET11-like. Gene Ontology annotation, cellular component: membrane. NCBI's taxonomy places the organism in Eukaryota, Viridiplantae, Streptophyta, Magnoliopsida, Poales, Poaceae. The coding region runs from base 166 to 1044 and encodes 292 amino acids. Gene Ontology annotation, biological process: carbohydrate transport. The transcript is spliced from 5 exons. The record is from RefSeq and is a predicted model, not a curated record. Gene Ontology annotation, molecular function: sugar transmembrane transporter activity.
UGAAGCAGUGCAUCCUCUUCAGAACUUCAGAAAACUGCCGCUACUAGCGUACACUUAGCCACCUAGGUGUUUGGUUCCUGCAUUGCAUUUAUCUUUUCUUUGAGAAGGAGAAGAACAAGCAGCAGCAGCAGCAGCAGCAGCAGGAGGGCUCUCUUCCUCUUCUCAAUGGAUCACCUGUCGGCCUCUGUCUUUGGGAUUCUUGGAAACAUCGUCUCAUUCCUGGUGUUCCUCGCACCCACGCCGACGUUCGUGAGGGUGUACAGGAAGAAGUCGACGGAGGGGUUCAGCUCGGUGCCGUACGUGGUGGCGCUCUUCAGCUGCACGCUGUGGAUCCUGUACGCGCUGGUGAAGACCAACUCCAGCCCGCUGCUCACCAUCAACGCCUUCGGCUGCGUCGUCGAGUCCGCCUACAUCCUCCUCUACCUCCUCUACGCGCCCCGCCCCGCCCGCCUCCGCACCCUCGCCUCCUUCCUUCUCCUCAACGUCGCCACCUUCUCCCUCGUCCUCGCCCUCACCGUCGCCGCCGUCGCCCCGCCCCACCGCGUCCGCGUCCUCGGCUCCGUCUGCCUCGCCUUCUCCAUGGCCGUCUUCGUCGCCCCCAUGAGCGUCAUCAUGGUGGUGAUCAAGACGAAGAGCGCGGAGUUCAUGCCGUUCUCGCUCUCCUUCUUCCUCACGCUCAGCGCCGUCGCGUGGUUCUUCUACGGCCUCUUCACCCAUGACCUCUACGUCACGCUUCCGAACGUGGGUGGCUUCUUCUUCGGCUGCGUCCAGAUGGCGCUCUACUUCAUCUACCGGAAGCCCAAGACGGCGGCCGGCGCGCUGAUCCUGCCGACGACGGCGGCGGCCGAUGGCACCGUGGUGGCGCCCGUGGCGGCGGCGGCGCAGCAGCAGCAGCUGGCGGAGGAGCUGGAGAUGGAGCUGGCGGCCGCCGGCGCGCACGCUGUGGCGGUGCUGCCGGCGAGCGCGCUGCCGGUGCUGGCCGAGCUGCACAAGAUGGAGCAGGAGAUCGGGACACCGCGCAAGGGCGCCAUCAAGACCGUCUGACACGUGGCCCUCCCCCGAUUGGUUCAUGCAUGCCACGUCAUCAUGCAUGAGGCCAGCAUGGGUUAAUGGCAAAAAUUAACGGUUAACACAAGUACCCGUAGUGUCAUGUCACAACUACCUAAUUAAUUUCUUUCAGCUGUUUCUUUGUGUUCCAUUUGUGUGUUUCUCGAGUCUGUAUUAAUUAUGCAAUUAUCGCAUGAAAAAAGAAGUGUGCAUGUAUUGGUAAGGGAUAAUUAAUUAAAUUAAUUUGUAUCCUAUGCAUAGUUGCAAGUUGAGACUGUAUCAUUUCCUGAUUUCCUCCUUGUCAUUGGAUCUCUGUCCAACCAUGAUCCACCAUUUCUCAAAAAAAGAAAAAAAAAGCAUGAUCCAUCACUCCCUCUAGUCUCCAUACAUUCAAUCCAAAGGUGAUUCAGCCCAUCUCUGAACUUUGUGGCCCAGGAAGUCCAAGCCCAUUAGGC